AUGAGCUCCAACUGCGAUUCCGAUGGCUGUCCCGUUGACCAUGAUGGCAACAAAUUAGAGGAUGGUGUGUUUUAUUCGAGUGCUCGUAUAGCUGUUCGUAGUGACAUCUUUCAAGAAAUCUUCUCUGGCUCUGGUAAAGAUGUUCACGAGACUCACCUAGAUGCAAGCCCUCUUGGGGACUCCAUGGCUGAGGAGAGAGUCACCCCUAGUAGCUAUGGUGGUCUGCCUAUCGCUAAUGAUGUUACGGUUGAAGAUUAUUAUUCUAGUGAUGAGCCUCUGUCACCUCAUUCAGCUGCAGAGCUCUGCAAGAACGAAACAAGCGCUACAAUUCAUGCUAUGAUGCGUGUCUCUAAACAGGAGCGUGAGGAGCUCUUCUCUGCUAGAAGGCGGUUGGCUGAUGCUUUGAGGUUCCUACGAGGUCUGGGUUUUUCUGAAGAACAAAUGAUUGCUGCUAAUAAUCCUGAGGGUUCUAGAGUUGUUCAACCUCUUCGGGAUGAAUUUGGCCUUCCUAUUCCUAAGGAUUCUGGUAAGAAACCCCUUUUUAACCCUUUUGUUGACAAAAUGAAGAGUAAAGUUGGAACUGUAGAUAGCGCUUCUUUGGCGGAGAGGGCAGAGUCGAGAGUUGCAGAUGAGAUGUUUGGUGAUUUGCCCCAGAUGGGUGCUUCGAAGAAGGAUAGUGAAGUAAAGGAUAAGCCUAAAGUUUCUGAUUCAGUGCCUAAAGAAGAUUCUCCUAGUAUUAAAGCAAGCCCUCCUAAAAAUUGGUCUGAAGUGCUCAAAUCAGCCCCUCCAGUGACCAACGUUACGUUCGACUACUGCCCUCCCAAAGAUAGGUCAAAGUUAGUAGAUCCUCCUGAUGAGGUUCUUCAAGAGGGUCUCGACAAGUUCAAGAUGUGUGUUGUUGGUGUGUUUACCAAGGGCACGCUGAGUUUUAGUGCUGUGAAUGAAAUAGCUCAUAAACUUUGGAGUAAGCGUGGAUUAGUCAAGGUAUUCCAGAAAAAUGAGAACACUUUUGUAUUUAAAUUUGCUGGAUUAUCUGAAAAAUCCAUGAUUUUAUCAAGGGGAACUUGGCAUUUUAACCGUAGGCCACUGGUUCUUAGUGAUUGGGGUAUUGAUAUCAAAGCACAGCCUCCUUCUAAUCUUCCUAUCUGGCUUAAGCUCAAAGAAGUUCCAGAUUGUUAUUGGACUCGUGAGGGUCUUGGGCGUAUUGCGAGUGCUGUGGGCAAGCCUAUCUGUGCUGAUAAACUCACAUCUCAACUGGAGAUUUUGCCUUUUGCUUGUAUGUGUGUGGAUUACAAAAUUGGUGAUGAUCUCCCUUCAAAAAUUCCAGUCAAAGUGCUUGAUAAUGCUGGUUUACAUUCUAUUGUUGAUAUUCAAGUCGAAUAUGUUAAUAAACCUUUGAUUUGUUCUGGUUGUAAGGCCAUUGGGCACUCUGUUGCAGCGUGCCCAGUUACCCAGCGAGUUUGGGUUCGUAAACCCCCCACGGCCAGUUGUUCCACUGUGCCUUCUGUGCCCAACUCCAAGACUGUGAACACUUCUGUCGCUGCUAGUCCAGAGAAGCAAGUUUCUGCUACUGUUACCCCUCGGCCAGUGAAGCAAGUCAAUGAUCCUGUUAAGGAAAGAGUUCCUUUUGAGCACACUACACAGGUUGAUCAACCUUGGCAAGAGGUUCCAAAAAAGCACAGUUUUGCUUGCAAAACUUCUAGUAUCCCUCCUGAGGUAAAAACAGCAGCCCCUAUGGAGGAAUCUCCUCCUGUUAGUGAUGCUUUUAAGAACCUUCGUAAAGUGGAUGAGUUGGAAAGGCCUUCGGGGUCUAAGCUUUCUAAAGCUCAAAAGAAGCGUCUCAAGAGGUCGUCUGUGAAGAAUGCUGACUCUGUAGCUCAGUUUAUUUGUCCUAAUUUCUCGUGGAUAUAUAACUAUGAAUACCAUUACAAUGGUCGAAUUUGGGUUGGAUUUGACCAUUCAAUCUGGAAGCUCGAUGUUUUUGCAAAGUCCAGUCAGCAUAUUACUUGUAAAGUCACUGAUUUGGCUAACAGUAAUUGGUACUUUGUUACUUUUGUCUAUGGGAGUAAUUGUGCUGUUGAGAGGAGACUUUUGUGGAAUGAUAUCUUAUCAGUUAGGGAUGCUAUUGGUAACUCUGCUUGGACUCUGUUGGGAGACUUUAACAUUUGUUUGGGCCCGGCUGAGAGUAGUAGAGGGGGUUCCUGGUCUUCGGCUAUGGUUGAUUUCAGAGAGUGUCUUGUUGCAGCUGAAAUUAUGGACUUGAGAGGUUCUGGCUCUAGGUUCUCUUGGUGGAAUUCAAAUAUCAAUGCCCCAGUGUUUAAAAAAUUGGACAGGUGUCUUGUCAAUGCCAACUGGUUACAAGAGUUCUCUUUAUCUUAUAGUUGUUGUAUGGCCAGGGGUCUUUCGGAUCACCAUCCUGUUGCUUUAAGUUUGGGCCUGCCUGAGGAAAGAAUUUUCAAGCCCUUCCAAUUCUUUCAGCACCUUAUCAAUGAUCCACAGUUCUCAACUGUAGUCUCUAAUGCUUGGUCCCAGCCUGUUCAUGGUGAUCCGUGGCAAAUCUUCACUUCUAAGCUGAAACUUGUCAAGGUGGGGUUAAGGAGUAUGAAUAGAAAUCAUGGUAAUGUUCAUGCCAGAGUUUUGGAAGCUAAGUCUGCUCUGCACCAAUUCCAGUUAAAUCUCCCUGAUGUUCCCUCCAGUCAACAACUUUUUUCUGAAGACUCUCUCAUUAAAGAGCUUCAGGAAGCUAUUGCAGAGGAAGAAAUCUUUUUGAAGCAAAAAUCUAGGAUCUGCUGGCUUAAAAAUGGGGAUUCUAAUAAUGGUUUCUUCUUUAGAUCUUGCAAUAAGAGGUGGAAUAGUAAUAAAAUUCUCUUCUUGGAGGAUAGUAAUGGUAAUCACUGCAACUCUCAUAGUGAAAUUGCUGCUGAGGCUGUAAAUUAUUACUCUGAUCUCUUUGGCACUUCUAAUUCUGUGGCUGAGUUCCCUGAUGAGCUGGUUCUUCCCCAGUUAUCUCCUUCUCAGCAGGAUUUUCUUAGCAGACCGUUUUCUGCUGCUGAUGUCUUCUCUACAGUUAAAAGCAUGCCUAAUAAUAAAUCCCCCGGGCCUGAUGGUUUUUCUAAGGAGUUUUUCAUUGCUGCUUGGGAAAUUGUGGGAUCUGAUUUCACGAAUGCAGUCCUGUAUUUCUUCCAAACUGGUUUUCUGCCGAGAAUUAUCAGUGCCACGGCUCUCACUCUUGUCCCAAAGCAUAGAAAUGCAAGUAGAAUUGUGGAUUUUAGGCCAAUUGCCUGUUGCAACUUUGUUUAUAAAUGUGUUAGCAAAAUGAUUGCGUAUAGAUUACGGACUCUGAUCCCUUCUCUCAUCUCUAUUAAUCAGUCAGCUUUUGUGCCUAAGAGGCUCAUUGGAGAUAAUGUUUUGCUAGCUCAAUCUUUACUUAGAGACUAUCAUUUGAACUCGGGACCUGCAAGGUGUACUAUGAAGCUUGACAUCAGAAAGGCUUUUGAUAGUGUCAAUUGGGGCUUUCUCUUUACUGUUCUUCACAGAAUGGGUUUUCCUGUGGUCUUCAUUACCUGGAUCAAAGCUUGUGUGCAGUCAUGCAUGAUCUCGGUGAAAAUAAAUGGGUCUCUUGAAGGUUUCUUCAAAGCAGCUGCUGGUCUCCGUCAAGGAGAUCCAAUUUCUCCGUAUCUUUUUGUUAUAUGCAUGGAGGUAUUCACAUCUAUUUUAAAGGGGACUGAAAGUAGUCCCUCUUUUAAAUUUCAUUGGAAAUGCAAGCCUUGUUCCAUCUCGCACCUCUUUUUUGCGGACGAUGUCUUACUUUUUUGCAAUGGUGAUCUUGGCUCCAUUAACUCCCUUCUAUCUGCUGUUUCGAAGUUUGAGGAAGUUUCUGGACUGGUUAUGAAUAAGGAUAAGAGCCUGAUGUUCUUUGCUAAUGUGCAUGAAGAUGUUAUUACAUCCUCCUCUGCUUUGUCUGGUUUCCAAAAAGGUUCCCUCCCUAUCAAGUAUCUUGGUCUUCCCUUAAUUUCUACUAAAUUAUCUGCUAGAGACUGUUCUCAAAUUAUUAUGAGAACUCGGGAUAAAAUUGACUGUUGGACGAACUCUUGCUUGAAUCAUGCUGGUAGAUUACAGCUCAUUAAGACAGUUCUCUUUGGGAUGCAAGCCUACUGGUCCAGCCAUUUGUUCAUGCCGAAGCAUAUCCUCAAAACCAUUCAAUCAUACUUUGUUAAAUUCCUGUGGAGUGGCAGUUCUACUGGUCAUAAGCAAGUUAAAGUUUCUUGGAAAGAAUGCUGUAAAUUAAUCUCUGAAGGAGGGCUCGGUAUUAAGGACCUAUAUCAGUGGAAUAAAGCUUCGUUCCUGUAUCACCUUUGGCGCAUUAUUAAUGCUCGAAGAACUUCUUCUCUCUGGAUUAACUGGGUCCUUAGCUCCUGGAUAAAAAAUAUGUCUAUUUGGACUAUUAAGGUGCCGGCUAAAGCAUCAUGGUGUUUCAAAAAAAUACUGUUACUUCGGCCCUUGGCUAUUCGGUAUGUUAAAUAUUAUGUUGGUAACCAUUCUCAGCAUCUUUUUUGGCAUGACCCUUGGUUGGAUAAUAAGCCUAUUAUUCAAAGCUUCAAUCCUCAACUUAUCUCCAUUUUGGAGUCUUCUUCAUCAGCUAUGGUCUGUGACUUCAUUGAUAACAGCUCCUGGGUUUUUCCGAUCUCUAACCAUUUUUGGGCUAUUGACCUUCGGCUUAAGGUGUUCCAAACUCCAAUUCAUGAUGCGGACGAUUUACAAUGGAAUGAUCUGAAUUUUAGAGAUGUUAAUGUGACUUCGAUUUGGCAGUCUCUUAGACCCCCUGAAACCCCUCCUCUGUGGAUUGAAGCGGUUUGGCAUCCUCUCGGCAUUCCAAAAUGUGCCUUUAUUUUCUGGCUUGCGCUUAAGGAUCGGCUGUUAACCAAGGAAAGAAUGGCCUCGUUUGAUAUGGAAACUGACCUUCGCUGUUGUCUCUGUGCUAAUGCUAUCGAGAAUGUGUCCCACCUGUUUGGGAGUUGUAUUUACUCGAGUGAAAUCAUUUCUGACCCUGCAUUUGAUUUAGCUGGAGACUGGACUUGUUAUCAAAAUGGGUUGUUUACUACAGGAGGUGGGUCCAAUAGAGUAAAGAAGCAGCUUGCAUACCUAUUUCUAGCCGUUAGUGUUUAUUAUAUUUGGAAGGAACGUAACGAUCGAAUGCAUACUCCUGGGCAUGCACUUUCUCCCUCAUCUCUCAAAUUGACUAUUAAAAGAGUUAUUCGGGAAAAGCUGUCCACAAGCAAGACUUUCCAAAAAGCUGCAGCAAAGGACUUCUCUUUAAUUAUGGCACUAUACUAG
Daucus carota subsp. sativus is the source of this 5334-nucleotide messenger RNA. RefSeq lists its product as uncharacterized. The transcript is spliced from 2 exons. The record is from RefSeq and is a predicted model, not a curated record. Bases 1 to 5334 code for a protein of 1777 amino acids. Lineage: Eukaryota; Viridiplantae; Streptophyta; Magnoliopsida; Apiales; Apiaceae.